UUGCUAGCUGUGUGCGUUAAGAUAUUCCCUGGAUCCUGACUCCUGUUCCUGCUUCCUGGUUUCUGCGAGGGGGGUGGAACUCAUUCAUUUUCAUUCCUGAUACGAAUCAGCGGAGUAUUCAUGAAUCAAUAUUUGAAUUAUUACAAAAUGAGGCUGAGAACAUCGAGGUUAGGUUAUCUGUUACUCCACUUCACAGCACUUUGCUUUUACGCACAGAACACAGUGCAGUCUCCUCCUAAUUUCAAGCACCAUGUCACCGAGCAGAGCCGGCUGUCGGACCGGAUGAGCCGCCGGUUAACGCGAACCUACCAACUGUACAGCCGGACCAGCGGCAAACACGUGCAGGUGCUGUCCAACAAGAGGGUCAACGCUAACGCCGAUGACGGGGCAGCCCACGCUAAACUAGAGGUGGAGACUGACUCUUUUGGGAGUCGUGUUCGCAUCAGAGGGGUGAAGACCGGAUACUACAUCUGUAUGAACAAGAGAGGGAAGCUGAUUGGAAAGAGGAAGGGAAGAGGCAAAGACUGCAUCUUUACCGAGAUUGUUCUGGAAAACAACUACACGGCGCUCCAGAACGCCAAAUACGAGGGUUGGUACAUGGCGUUCACGCGCAAGGGUCGUCCGAGGAAGGCCUCCAAAACCAAGCAGCACCAGCGAGAAGCCCACUUCAUGAAGCGGCUACCUCGGGGCCACCUGCUGAGCGAGCGACGUCCGUUCGACGCUCUCCCUCUCUCCGUCCUCCCUCUCAGCAAGAGGACUAAACAUUCCCAUCAGCAGCGCUCCGGGGGCCGCUGAGAGCGGACAAGGUGGACGAACCAUUACAUGGAGUGUGGACUGUUUGUUCUGGGUUCUAUGUCUAAUCUGGUAGUUAUUUCCAGCUCAGUGAGAAGAUGUUAGAGGUUGCCAAUUUUCUCAUGAAAUUAGUGGGAAAUUGAAUUAAUAGCAAGACUUUAAAGACUGAUUCAAGUACGAAGCUCGACAUGGCAGCUAUCUGAGUUUCAGUGGAUGUUCUAAUUCCCCUGAAAAGGCAUUUUUGGAUAUUUUAUAACCACUUUUUUUACAUAUAUGAAUAUAUUUUACUGUAAAAUAUGUAAAUUGCAUCAAAUCGAUAUUUA
Nerophis lumbriciformis (worm pipefish) is the source of this 1115-nucleotide messenger RNA. It is a transcript of the gene fgf8b, whose product is annotated as fibroblast growth factor 8b. Gene Ontology annotation, molecular function: growth factor activity. The record is from RefSeq and is a predicted model, not a curated record. NCBI's taxonomy places the organism in Eukaryota, Metazoa, Chordata, Actinopteri, Syngnathiformes, Syngnathidae.